Messenger RNA from Leptosomus discolor (cuckoo roller), 781 nucleotides. The record is from RefSeq and is a predicted model, not a curated record. Lineage: Eukaryota; Metazoa; Chordata; Aves; Leptosomiformes; Leptosomidae.
AUGGGGAAGCCCUCACCGCAGCCGGAUGGGGCGGGUGGCUGCCGGGAGCGAGAAAAACUCAAGCACCACAAAAUCAUCUUCGUGGUGGGUGGCCCCGGCUCGGGGAAGGGGACCCAGUGUGAGAAGAUCGUGCAGAAGUAUGGCUACACCCACCUCUCCACGGGGGACCUGCUGCGGGCAGAGGUCAGCUCAGGCUCGGAGCGGGGCAAGAAGCUGCAGGCCAUCAUGGAGAAGGGCGAGCUCGUGCCCCUGGACACGGUGCUGGACAUGCUGCGGGACGCCAUGGUGGCCAAAGCAGACGUGUCCAAGGGCUUCCUCAUCGACGGCUACCCCCGCGAGGUGAAGCAGGGAGAGGAGUUUGAGAAGAAGAUCGCCCCCCCCACGCUGCUGCUCUAUGUGGACGCAGGGAAGGAGACGAUGGUGAAACGCCUGCUGAAGCGAGGCGAGACCAGCGGGCGGGUGGACGACAACGAGGAGACCAUCAAGAAACGCUUGGAGACUUACUACAAGGCCACCGAGCCCGUCAUCGCCUUCUACAAGAGCAGAGGCAUUGUCCGCCAGCUCAACGCCGAGGGCUCCGUGGAGGAGGUUUUCCAGCAGGUCUGCUCCCACCUCGACAGCCUGUAGCCGAACCCCCGGCCCCACUCCCCCCAGCGCACUCCGGCAGAGACAGCGGAAGCGGCUUUAUCCUGUUUUCGUGGACGGAGCCACGCGGAGGAAAUUUCAAGGACAUUGUGUUUGGCUCUUUCCCGUCUCUCCCCAGUAAAGUUCACUUUAAUGA